CGCAAUUCGGUCUGUGCACGACCGAUGCUUACGGAAUCCAGCUUGUGGUUGCUUCGAUGUCUGAUUUCAGUGCUUCAGCUGGUAUGUUGUUGGGUCCUGCUGCUUUCCCGCUCUUGAUUUGUCUGAUGGCUAUUCUGAUUUCUUCCGUCGUUGGUGGAUUAACAUCUAUAGGAAUAUCUGUGUGCGCUGCUUUGAUGUCCGGUGGAUUCAAUGGAGCUGUUCUAUUCAACAGUUCCUCGAAGUAUUCUGCACAUCUGUUCCUCUGUUCUUGAAUUUCAGUGGUUGGCCUACCUUCUUUGUCCUUGACCGGUCUCUCUGGUUUACUAUAUUUCAUUGCUAGUUUCUUCAUUGUUUCAUAUCUCCUUCUCUUUCAGCUUGUUCCGCCGUCGUUGCUAAUCCUUCCACGUACUUCUGCUUGUCGGCUUUAGUGCU
Molecule: messenger RNA, 432 nt
Organism: Schistosoma bovis
Lineage: Eukaryota; Metazoa; Platyhelminthes; Trematoda; Strigeidida; Schistosomatidae
Source: the annotation of a GenBank genome assembly